AAUUCCACUGUGGAAUUGAGGGAACGACAAUGGAGUCAUCAUCUGCAAAACCCUCGGUGGGCCCACCUCCCAAUCCCCUUCUCCCCCUCUCCACCUUCUUCCACCGAGUGAGCACUCAGCUCGCUACUCGGCUCGACGACGCCAAGCGGUUCGCCGGAGCUUCUCUGCCGGCGUUCCUGCCUCCGCCUCCACUGCCGAGGUUAUCUCUGCCUUUCGCCUCCGUUUCUCAGCGCCAGGGGAAGCAAGCGGCCGCAACGGAGGCGUCGCUCAAUUCGGCGCAUGUAGCGAGGAGGCUCUCCGGAACUUCGGUCUACACGGUGAGCAACACGAACAACGAAUUCGUGUUGGUUUCUGAUCCUGAAGGCGUCAAGUCUAUCGGGUUGCUUUGUUUUCGGAGAGAAGACGCCGAAGCUUUUCUAGCUCAGGUAAGAUCAAGGAGAGGGGAAGUGAAAGGCGGGGUGAAGGUGGUACCGAUAACUCUUGACCAGGUCUAUAUGUUGAAAGUUGAAGGGAUAGCAUUCCGGUUUUUACCUGAUCCUGUUCAAAUUAAGAAUGCAUUGGAGAUAAGAGCAUCAGAUGUCAAGACUGGAUUUGAUGGAGUUCCCGUUUUUCAGUCAGACCUCCUUGUCGUAAAGAAAAAGAACAAGCGCUAUUGCCCCAUUUAUUUUCAGAAGGAAGAUAUAGAGAAAGCACUGUCAACAGUAUCAAGGGCUUCCAGAGGACCGGGUCUUUCUCAGCACAUCUUGGUCGGGAGUUUAGAGGAUGUUCUUAGGAAAAUGGAGAUAAGUAAGAAGAACUCGGGCUGGGAAGACUUAAUAUUUAUUCCACCCGGUAAAAGCCAUUCCCAACACAUUCAAGAGGUUGCGAAAGUAUAAAGAUUGAUCGCGGAACUUCCAUUUCACUAUACAGCAUAUAGGUGAGUAAAUGCAUGUUUGCAUUUUUGUCGAUAUGUGCUUAAUUUAAUCACUAAAGUCAUUCUGCAAAUCUUGGUCCCUCCGACCUCUGCCACGCAUGGCCAUACAAAGUUAUUAUGCCUUUCCUGUCCAGCGAUUAUAGACUAACUUUCGAACUGAGAACCGAGUUCCCAUUUUGUAGGGCUUGGGAAGACUCCCACCAAAGCCUUUUCUUCUUUCCCUUGUAUCCUUAUAUUUGUUUAUUUAUAUAUUUUUUAUCAGUUUUUCUCUUUUCUA
Molecule: messenger RNA, 1190 nt
Organism: Salvia splendens (bonfire salvia)
Lineage: Eukaryota; Viridiplantae; Streptophyta; Magnoliopsida; Lamiales; Lamiaceae
Product: protein TIC 22, chloroplastic-like
Exons: 8
Coding region: 30-875 (281 amino acids)
Biological process (GO): protein transport
Cellular component (GO): chloroplast
Source: RefSeq, a predicted model, not a curated record